AUAAGUACCCUAUAAUGGGUAUAACGUAAAAAAACAGUAGACAACAUCUGACAACAUAUAAUAUGAUAAAUAAUCAACAAGAAUUAUGGAUAAUAACGACGAUCACUAUGACUGGUUGUAAUAAAAAAUAAUACAUGCGGCGACUAAUUAAGAGCAAAUAUAUGGUAGGUACCUACAAAUAAAUAAACAUUUUGUGAAAACGAUAAUAGUUUUCAUUAAAUUACCGUGUUUAUAAUAAAAAACGAGAAUUUGAAAAUGGAGUCAGAAGAAGAACGUUUACAAGAUUUACUGUUUCCAGAUGGAUACCCAUCUGAAUGGAUAGAUAGUUCCCCCCUCAAAGAUUACAUAUCAAGAGUAGGGUCUUUAACAGCUGAAGAGUUGCAAAAGGAACCGAUAAAAUUAAAUGAUGAGAAGCACCUGUUAGAAGAUCAGAUUCAAGAAUUGGCUGUCUCAAACUAUAAAGUGUUCUUAGAGACGGCUCAAUGUUCUCAGUCACUAUUUGGGCAGUUUACAUUAAUUGAGAACAAGCUGGGAACAUUGUUACUGGACAUCCCUCAAUUUGAAAAACAAUUUGAGAACUUUCUCAAUAAAACGAAAGAUAUAAACAGUAUUCGGAAGCUUAAUUCACUCACACUUACCAGAAAUGCCCAAUUACUCGAAAUUUUAGAACUACCACAGCUAAUGGAGUCUUUCAUAAACGGAGGCUUUUAUGAAGAUGCAUUAGAGUUAGCGUCCUAUGUUAGGAGACUAUGUUUCAAACGAUCUGACAUACAAAUAUUAAAGGCAAUAAAGGACGACGUCGAAAAACUGUGGUUGGUCAUGUUAAAUAAAUUAUUAGAACAGUUACGAUUAGGUAUUCAGCUUCCAAAGUGUCUUCAGUUGGUCGCCUAUUUAAGGCGAAUGGAGAUAUUCUCUGAAUCAGAACUUCGCAUGAAAUUUUUACAAACUCGCAACACAUGGCUAAAUAACUGUUUAAAUUCUAUUCCAAAUGAUGACCCUUAUCAUCAUCUUACAAAAACAAUUGAGGUAACCAGGGUUAACUUAUUCAGUAUAGUUACCCAAUAUAAAGCAAUAUUUAAUGAUGAUGAGCAUGGUCCUUUAGCCUCCCCCAGGAACCAAUUAACUAAUUGCAAUAUAAUAUUUUUCAGUUGGAUAUCGGACAGGGUGUCGAUUUUUCUUAAAACAUUGGAAGAAGAUUUGGAUCGCGGAGUGUCACCUUUGGACACGGUUUUGGGACAGAGCAUGUAUUUCGGAUUAUCAUUUAGUCGGGUAGGAUGUGAUUUUAGGUCCUUGAUGGUGCCAAUCUUUGUUAAAACGAUAAAAAGUGCCUUCAAAGAGUCAGUAUUAAAGGCAACGACUAAUUUCGAAAAAAACAUAGAAAGGUUUACGUUCAUCAACAAAGUUCACUCAAACAUUACAUGGAAAGGUAAAGAUGUCGACCCAGCACGACCUCCGGAAACUUUGCUGGAAUUUUAUCCUCUUGCCGAGUACUUGAAUCAAAUUUUGAUUGUUUUUAACGAACUACGAUCCUGCCUACCCUUCGCAAUUAUAGAAGAGAUCAUGUCGUGCUUGGAAGAGUCUCUUCUCGUCAUUUCGAACUUGAUCCUUAUUUUAUAUAAUGCGGAACAUCAAGCGUUUUCGGCAAAUUCAAAAGAAUCCUUCAGCAGAUUUUGUAUGUGCUUUGCAGACGAUUUGAUCUCUUAUUUGCAAAAAUGUUUGCACACGAUUUUUCCACCCAACAGCGUUGCCACAUAUCUUGGAGUUUCCGUGCAAACUCUACAAAAAGACGGUCUUCUAACUAUAAACAAGAGUAAAGUUAUAGACCCCAUCAAACUUCUACUACCACCUAAAAUUGAUCCAAUUUUGGACAAAAUUCAAAAUGAAGAUGUAAAACCAAAAAUUAACAAUGAAAAAGAAGAGGAUACCAAUUAAAGUACAUGAAAUGUAUUAUAGAUUUAUGUUUAAUAAAAAUAAUGCUUUGAAAUACUUUGA
This is a messenger RNA of Agrilus planipennis (emerald ash borer), 1992 nucleotides long. RefSeq names its product conserved oligomeric Golgi complex subunit 8 (gene Cog8). Gene Ontology annotation, cellular component: COG complex. The record is from RefSeq and is a predicted model, not a curated record. NCBI's taxonomy places the organism in Eukaryota, Metazoa, Arthropoda, Insecta, Coleoptera, Buprestidae. The transcript is spliced from 5 exons. Gene Ontology annotation, biological process: intra-Golgi vesicle-mediated transport. The coding region runs from base 256 to 1932 and encodes 558 amino acids.